This is a messenger RNA of Sphaerodactylus townsendi, 7264 nucleotides long. RefSeq names its product acyl-CoA synthetase long chain family member 3 (gene ACSL3). Bases 459 to 2615 code for a protein of 718 amino acids. Gene Ontology annotation, biological process: long-chain fatty-acyl-CoA metabolic process; neuron differentiation; long-chain fatty acid metabolic process. The transcript has 17 exons. The record is from RefSeq and is a predicted model, not a curated record. NCBI's taxonomy places the organism in Eukaryota, Metazoa, Chordata, Lepidosauria, Squamata, Sphaerodactylidae. Gene Ontology annotation, cellular component: lipid droplet; endoplasmic reticulum; plasma membrane. Gene Ontology annotation, molecular function: long-chain fatty acid-CoA ligase activity.
CCCGCAUGACGUGAAGGCUGCGCUUCGCCAGGCCGAGGUCUCUGGGCGCACGCGCCGGCUUGGCUCCCCUCUGGCCGUGGCGAUUUUGACCAGUUCUACCUGUGGCAAAUACAGCUGAGACGGAAAGAUCUGAAGCUGUGGCCUCAUCAAUACCAACUACAACAAUGAGAAGUCAUUUAAGGUUUCGUUGACUAGACACUUUGUUGGUUUUUUGUUUGUCACAAGAUUAUCAGAUCAGUUGGUGCACACUUUUGUGAUGACCCCCCCUUUCCGAAAUAACAAGUGGACUUCUGAAAGAAAUGGCUACUAGAGAAGGUGGCAAUGCAAGUUCUGCCAAUGAACAAAACAGACAUUAAAUAACUGCAUCGGAUAGCAAAAUAUGGCUUGGUAACCAAGGACUUUGAUCUUUAUGUGAUAUAUUUUUCCAAGCUGUUCUUUGUAGCUUAUAUUCUUCAAGAAUGGACACGAUGAAGCUAAAGCAUAGUAUCAACCCUUUUCUGCAUCAUCUUAUAAAGUUUGUAGUCCUGAUUUAUACAAUCAUAACCUAUAUCCCAUGGUAUAUAUUUUCUGGAUCAAGAUAUGCCAUCGCCAAAUCAAGGCAAAUUAAAGCUAAACCAGUGAAUGACAAGCCAGGUAGUGCAUACAGAUCUGUUAACAGUUUGCAUUGUUUAGCAUCUGUAUUAUAUCCUGGAUGUGAUACUCUUGACAAAGUUUUCAAGUAUGCCACAAACAAACUUAAGAAUAAGAAACUCUUGGGAACACGGGAAGUCUUAAAGGAAGAAGAUGAAAUCCAGCCAUCUGGAAAAGUUUUUAAAAAGGUCAUCCUUGGAAAAUAUAACUGGCUUUCAUAUGAAGAUGUUUACAAUAAAGCCAGUAACUUUGGCAAAGGAUUGGCAGUGUUAGGCCAGCAACCAAAGACAACCAUCGCCAUCUUCUGUGAGACUCGAGCAGAGUGGAUGAUCACUGCACAGGCGUGUUUCAUGAACAACUAUCAGCUUGUUACACUAUAUGCCACUCUGGGCGGCCCUGCAAUAGUACAUGGAUUAAAUGAAACUGCAGUGACAACCAUUAUUACUAGCAGAGAACUGAUGCAAACAAAAUUGAAGAGUAUUGCAUCUCAGGUCCCGCUGCUACGUCAUAUUAUUACUGUGGAUGGCAAACCAACAACAUGGGCAGAAUUCCCCAAAGGUGUAAUUGUUCAUACUAUGGCAUCUGUUGAAGCUAUGGGAGUGAAAGCAGAAAAUAUGUCACUCAACAAACAGAAGAUGAAACCAGUUCCUUCAGAUACUGCAGUCAUUAUGUACACAAGUGGUUCUACAGGAAUUCCCAAAGGAGUUAUGAUUUCACAUUCUAACCUUAUUUCUGGUAUCACUGGAAUGGCUGAAAGGAUUCCUCAUCUGGGAGAGAAAGAUGUUUACAUUGGAUACCUGCCUCUUGCUCAUGUUCUGGAGUUGAGUGCUGAGCUUGUUUGCUUGGCCCAUGGAUGCUGUAUUGGCUACUCAUCACCUCAGACUCUAAGUGAUCAGUCAUCUAAAAUAAAGAAAGGCAGUAAAGGUGAUGUUUCUACCCUGAAGCCAACUCUGAUGGCUGCUGUGCCGGAAAUCAUGGAUCGAAUCUAUAAAAACGUAAUGAAUAGAGUUAAUGAAAUGUCCAAUUUCCAGCGUAAUCUGUUUAUAUUGGCUUACAAUUACAAGAUGGAACAGAUUUCAAAAGGCUACACAACUCCACUCUGUGACAGACUUAUUUUCCGGAAAGUCCGAAUGCUCCUAGGUGGGAAGAUUCGGGUCUUGUUGUGUGGAGGAGCUCCACUUUCUGCAGCAACACAAAGAUUUAUGAACAUCUGUUUCUGCUGCCCUGUGGGGCAGGGUUAUGGCCUGACAGAAUCCUCUGGGGCUGGAACAAUAACUGAAGUUUGGGACUAUACAACAGGCAGAGUGGGAGCUCCCUUGGUGUGCUGUGAAAUCAAACUAGUGAACUGGGAAGAAGGUGGAUACUUUAACACUGAUAAACCAUAUCCUAGAGGUGAGAUUCUUAUUGGAGGCCAAAAUGUGACAAUGGGCUACUACAAAAAUGAAGAUCGGACCAAAGCUGAUUUUAUGGUAGAUGAGAAUGGACAGAGGUGGCUCUAUACUGGAGACAUUGGGGAAUUUCAUGCAGAUGGGUGCCUAAAAAUUAUUGAUCGUAAAAAAGAUCUUGUAAAACUUCAAGCAGGAGAAUAUGUUUCUCUUGGUAAAGUUGAAGCAGCUUUGAAGAAUUUUCCACUAGUGGAUAAUAUUUGUAUUUAUGCAAACAGUUUCCAGUCUUACAUCAUUGGAUUUGUUGUGCCAAACCAUAAAGAACUUACAGAGCUAGCAAGAAAAAAAGGAUUUAAAGGAACUUGGGAAGAGAUAUGCCACUCUGCUGAAAUGGAAAAAGAAGUACAAAAGGUUUUAACAGAUGCUGCUCACAUAGCAAAUCUGGAGAAAUUUGAAAUUCCACUGAAAAUUCGUUUGUGUCCUGACCCUUGGACUCCAGAGACUGGUUUGGUGACGGAUGCCUUCAAAUUAAAACGUAAAGAGCUUACUGCGCACUACCAGGCAGAUAUUAAUCAAAUGUAUGGAACAAAAGUAAAAUAAUCCCUAUUUUCUUGUACCAGUUUGCUAUGGUGAGCUCAGAUCAAAUAGGAAAUACUUGAAUCACAUGCCUCAUCACUUGGGACCAACAUAAAAACAUCUUCCAUCACAUUCAGCAUCAGCUGUUACAUCUGAUAAUAUCAACAUCUUUAAACUGGCAGGAUUAGUAAAAUUUUAAGGCAGCAAAUUUGUGUCUGUCUCCUUUUUCCCCCAGUUUUCCUUUGCUACCUUGUCAGUGUGUGACUUUUCCUAAAAGUCCUUUUGGACUAACAUGAUUUUGAAGCCUCAAGUUUUUAAACCUGAUUUAUAAAUCCUGUACAAUGUUUUGUUUGUAACUUUUUGAAGUUUGGAUAUAUAGAGGGAUAACUUGGCUAUAUGAUUAGUUUGGGGGGUCUUUUUUACACAAAUAUUUAAAUAUUAAAGAGAGAUCAAUGUGAAAUUAUGUAAAUGACUUAUAGGUAAAAAAAAUCAUUGUUGGCCAGAAGACCUGAUUAUUUGUUGCUGUGCAAUUGUUGUUGUUUUUUUUGUAUAAAAUUGCAAGAGGAAAUGGUCUGACAUUAUAGAACAACAGCUGAAUUAUGUGCCUGGCAGUUUCCUCCUACAUAUAUAUUUUAUUUUUUAUCUGAAAUAAGGAAAAAUGGUCAUGGCAAAACACUGUAUAUAAGCAGAUAUACCUGCAGAACAAGCUAUUUUGAGUUUUUAUUCAUGCAGUUUUCUCUUUAACACAGCAGAUGUUACAUCUAAGAUCAAACUGUCUAACAGAAGUAGUUACUUUUUCAAAUGUAUUGAGGCCGUUUUAUAAAGAAAUUGAAUUUUUUAAAAUAGUGAGAACUCAGUUCAAAAAAGAAGUGCAUCAGGAUGUUCGACAAUGUCUUUUUCAAAAGGUGAGAUUUUUAUUUGUGUUUUACCAGCUUUACAGUUCAGGCUUGUUUUGCACAAAUCAACAGUUAUAGUCCAGUUCAAUGCUAGACAAAGCCCUGAAAAAUGCAGUCCUGUAAAAAUUUUCCUGCAAAUUCCCAGGUGCAAUGGGUUGAAGUUGUACUCCUAAAAUCUGUCAUGUUAGUGAGACUUGAAGAAAAAUUGAUGGUGAAUUGUGCUCUUUGUGAAGGGAACAUUUCAGAUAUACUUGUAGUGGUUCAUGAAUGCUGCUGGAAAGGGCCAUUUUAAUUAUCUGGUUGGUAGAAUCUUGUUUUAAAGACUUUAACAGCGCAAUCCAGAAGGGGGGACUGAAAACUCUCAGGAGGUGGCACUGGCACCAGCAUAAAUGCCACUUAGGUUGGUGCUGGGGAGCCACAUAGCAGUGCAAUGCCUGGGCACCAACGCAGGCACAGUGGCAGUGCUCCUGCAGUGCAGGAGGUGCUUCUGGGGCAAACCAAGCUUUAGUAAGCUUGAAAAUAAGUUUCAUUUAAAAUUCUAUGAUGAAGGCACUCAAGCACACGCUGGCCUCCAUAAAAGUAGAAACUAACUGCAGAAAUCUUUACACAGGUAAUUGGGUAUGAAUAUAAAAGUGGUUUUCUUGACAUUCAAGAGAAAAGUGCAGUCCCUGUUCGCCCAGAGUUCUGUAUGUGCAGCUGAGAACUCCAGAUUGGUAUGUUGAGUUGAAAAUUCUGGGUACUACUUUGAUCUAUAUUUGGACAGCCUUUCACCAGCAUAUUUUUUUCAUUAUGAUAUUAAAAUAUAUAUAUUCUCAUUGGCAACUUGAUGUUAUGAAGAGCACCCAUUAGUGAACUUUAUGUAAGAAUUCUUUCUUUCCUCAAAAAAUAUAUGAUUUUGGAUCUUCAUAUUGGUAAUGGGGCUUUAGAUGCAUAAAAGAUUUUUGAUACAUUCUAACCCAAGUUAAUCACUUUUUAUGUCCUGUUGCCUGCAAUGAGAGAGUUACAGUGCUGCCCUGUACAGUGUGUGGGGUGUAAACGUAACUGUUUUGGAUGGCGCUGUGAAGCAGUUACUCUUCUCUCACUGGAGCCAAUGUGAUUGAAAAGUGCUUAUUCAGGACUGGAUUAUGCCCAUCCUGUACUUGAAACAAUCCAUGACUGCUGUUCAGUACUUUUGGAAAGUUUUAUCUUGAAUCGGGAAACAAAUUUACAGUUGUGCUUUAAUUAAAAAAUAAAUUUUGAAACAUAAAGACAGUGAUACGAGGUUUUCUCCUGUUUCAGAGUUUUGUUUCAGAUUGACAAGCAGAUGUUUUAUAAUAGCUAAAGUACAUUUUGAAUCACAGCUAAGCAAGUGGAGAUACCUUGCGUUGAUAUCACUCUCAAGGAUUUUAUUUAUUUGGCAUCAUAUAAUGAAAUUCCAGGGAAUUUAUUAAAAUCUUUUAAAAGUAGGAACACUCAUAGCCACACAUCUGUAAGUUAAACAUUUGUAUUGAAAUCUAUGGCUCUUACAUGGCUUCUGCAGGUAGAGAUUCAAUUGCAAAAUGACAUACGUGGCCUUUGCAAGUUUUUUGUUUAAUGUUCGGGUUUCCAAUAUAGCGGGCUCCUUUUAUGUUAAGAAGAUAUGAAGCUCUUUUUUAAUAAUCCAGGGGUGACAUUUGUGAGGGUUUUUGUAUCACAGUGCAAAACAAAGCAAUCCUUUUUAAAUAAAUGUUAAGUUCCAUGUUUACUGGGAAAUGUUAAGUUCCAUGGGAUCAAUCCCGACCAAUUGCUAGAGUUUUUAGGAAUGAGAAACCAAUUUAGCUUUUUUGUCCAUUACUAUGUUCUCUCUAUUGAAGGACUUUUGUAAAUGACAAUUCAUAUGGAAGCUGUUCGGUGUUCAUAAGGAAGGAGCCAAACAGUCUAAUGUUUGGUUACUUGUAGUGUCUCGUGACUUCUGUUGAACUGUUUCAAUAAGUGUGGGUUCCUUUCUUCUUUUAAGAUUCAGAUAGUAAAACCAAACCAACCAAUAUGAAAUGCUCACUCCUCUUUUGAUUGCUAACAGUACAAUCCAGAUGUCCCAUAGCGACCAGAGCCUCAUGGCAAAGGUGACUCCAACAGGCUUUCUGGAGCUGUGAAAAGGUGAAAAAAAACAAAAACCCUCCCCACCCCCAGAAAGCCCUCCAUGGGACCCAGUGGACUUAUGCCACUCAAAUGGCAUAAGUCCACGGCACAACUGGAGGCAAACCUGGGGUGGAAGCCUAUAAAUAUCCCAGCCUGCCCCCCUACAAACCAGCAUCUGUUCUGGAUGGCAGCGCAGCUCCACAGCCUCCCUGACUUCCAGGACUGAGCAGGCCCUGCGCUGCUCCCUGUUGUGUUGGUUCUCUCCCCCCCCCCCCACCAAUAUCUGGAUUGGACUUCCCAAAAGUAAUGCAGACAUUCCUUGUAGUUAUAUUUUAGUUUUCCUUAAUUGUCAAACUGUAUUCCGUUUUCUUAAUCCUCUAGUUAUAUACCAUGAUGACUGCAUGGCCAAGGGACAGAGGAGAGUGUAGGUAGUCUUUCAGAAAUUAAACCUGGAAGCAUAUUCUGAAACUUUAAAAAUGUAAACACUUGCUACUGGAAGAGAGCCUCCUAUAAAUGAGUCAGGUUAGCUUAACUCAUUUGGCAUCUUUCCUUUCUCGUCACAGACAUUAUGAAAGAUAGAUUGCUGCAUUAAAGAUUAUAGCCUCUUCAUAACUUGGAAAUCGUCUCUCCAAGGUGUGAAUCCAGGUGGUUGCGGUAUUUGGGGAGGGCUGACUAUGUGAGUCUUUCCAACACAGCUGCUCCUGCAACACGGAAGUAGCUCCCGUGUCACUGGACAAGUAAAGGAGCUUUCCAUCAUCUGAGAUUGUGCACAGAAUGUGCACAGAAACGAACUAUGAGAGUGGCAAUGACUCUCUCAUUUUAAGCAUUUUAAAAUUCUGCAGGGUUUAAAUAUAAGCCAUUUCAGCCCAGUCAUUGCAUGGAUCUUAUAACAAGGAUAAGCAAGGCUUAUGUGCAGGAGAAGAUUUUGACUGAGCAACUGCUUCUGCCCAAAACUCAUUCAUUUUACCAAGAGUUAUGCAAGUUUCACUGAAAGGAAUAUUGCAGCAGUGAUGGAUUGUUCCUGAGUAUGUCAGGAAAAACCUUGGACGGUUUUACUGAUGCUGCUGCUAUUGCAGUUUACAGAAAUCACAUCUAUUUACCUCAAGGGGAAGCUGUCUUUUUAGCAGUACAACGUUUUGCUGAAGUUAAAGCUAAAAGCAGUGUGCAAUUGAAAUUCAUGAUGAAGCCUGUAAAUUUACUAUAGGAUAUCAUUUUCAGUAAUGAUAAGGAAUUUUUUUUGGAGUUGACACGUUAAUAUGACUCAUCUGUGAGAAUUUAUACAGCAAAUUCAAUAUAACAGAAAAUAACUGUUGGUUGCCAACAUGUGCAAGGUUUCCUUUUCCUCUACUUUAGACUUCCUCAUUGGACUCAUGUUUAACUUGUUUUAUUUUUGGUAUGUGAUAUGUGUGUUCCUCUGGACUUGUAAAAAAAUUGUAUGAAUCUGUUGUCUCUUAAACUGGCAAAAGGAAAAAAAAUUAUAAACAUUGGGCCAAGCUGAAAAUGUAACUGGGUGACCAGUUGUUUUGUUAUAAUAAUUGAUUAUUUAAUGUAAAUUCAUUAAUCUUGGUUGUUCUGAAUUGCCUGAAAAUGUGUCUAUCAUAAUUCAGUUAUAUUGUAUGAAUUAUUUAUUUGUAAUUGGACAUUUACACUUCAAAAAUAAAAUUGAGUUUCACAAGUUAA